GCGAGAGUAGCCAUAAUGGAGUCGCGCAGUCUGGAAAGGGCUUCGCAAUACCUGAAUAAUCUCCUCCUUACUCGCGGGCUUCUCUCCAAUGGAAAGCCGAUCGACUUCGCCCAUCCCGACCGCCAUGGACAUGGCACAGAUGCGACCAUGUCCAGGGUCAUCAACCUCGUGCACGACCUGGUCCUACGACGAGAUCAGGACGCCGAAGAACGAGAGAACAUGGCUAUGAAUAUCCGAAAAGCCCGUGCCGACGAGUCACAGCGCCUCCUCGACCUUCAACGACUGCAGGACAAAAAUGCGGAGCUUGUGAGAGAGGCUGCGGCUGCGGCAUCGCAAGAAAGGUUGCUCAAGAACGCUGUGCGGAAGGCGGAAGCUCAAGCAAAAGAACUGAAAGAACAAAUGCUGAGGAUGAAAUCUACAUUGGAUCAAGUACGCGCCAAGUGCUUGAGCGACGUACGGAAGCGAGACGUCGAACUUGAUAAAUUGAAAGCCCACCUUGCUGGAAUGCAACGCGGGAAGAGAGAUGCCUCUGGAAUGAAGAUCAAUGUUAUAAACUUUGAACAGGAGAGAACCGGCAGAGAGAUGCGCAAUGGACAGGAGGUCAAAAGCUCCGCAUGGGGCUUGGAGAACGAGACCAACGACUUUCUGGCGGGAUUGGUCAAUGAGACGAGCACAGAAAACGUGGCUCUGAGGAGUCUGAUAAUGGAUACAAUAGACGUUCUUCGAGAUUUGACCGGCCUGGACGGGAGUGACGCCAAUGCACAGCGGGAUGAAGAGUGCGAAGAUGGUAUAGGAAUCCCUGGCAAAUAUCGCAAGUCGAGACGCAAACCAGCUCCACAGCUGGACAAUUUGUCUUCUUGUACGGCUCUGGCAGAGCAAAUGGGCGCAAUUUUGGAGCACUGCCGAUCGAUUCUGAAAGAUCCGUCUUUUGUACCGAUUGAAGAAGUCCAGAUACGGGACGAAGAGAUUAUCAAGUUGAGGGUUGGCUGGGAGAAGAUGGCAACCAGGUGGAAGGAGGCAGUCACCAUGAUGGACAACUGGCGCCGAAGGACGGUCGACCAUGACGGGGACAUGUCAAGUCCAGACCUGUCCAGCCUAGAGUUUGGCAAGAGCAUGGCAAUGUUCCCUGAUGGUCAACCUGUGUUUGGCGUUGACGACGAACUGUCAUCCAUCUUGUACGACAACGGCAAGCUGGAAGAGAUAGCAGAAGAGAAUGCCGAUGAGGCGGAUUCUCAUGGGCAGAUGAACAACACGCCAGAGGAACCCCAUUCAGAAUCCGACCUUGAUAUACCACUCGAGCCUGCACCGAAACGACGGUCGUCUAUUGCGCGGAGAGCCGGCUUGAACAUUGGCAAACCCAUCCGGCCAUUACAGUCGAUAGAUCACAACUUGACUCGAUCACCCAUCCGCGAUGCUAAGUCAAAAUCCCAGGUGCGAGAAAGUAGCGACUCGGGACUCGGGAGUUCGGACCAUCUGGAUCAUGAAAAUGGAGCGAAUAUUGAUUCAGAAAUUCCACGUCAGAUGAUCCGACAUGAAAGCAUCGACUUAACAGUGUCCGAAAAGCUUGCGGCUGUUGAAGCAGAGGCGGCGGAGGCCCAGCGGCAAGAGUUUACUCGAACGAAUAAAAGAAAACAUGGAGAAGCAAAGAAGUCGAGGAAGGCCCCGAGGAGGAGAAGCACACUGAGCCCCGACGAGCUUGCCGAAUUGAUGGGCAUUACCUAGAUGUGUCCUAUACAAUAUGAGUUCA
Exophiala xenobiotica is the source of this 1747-nucleotide messenger RNA. RefSeq lists its product as uncharacterized. The transcript has 2 exons. The record is from RefSeq and is a predicted model, not a curated record. Bases 16 to 1722 code for a protein of 568 amino acids. Lineage: Eukaryota; Fungi; Ascomycota; Eurotiomycetes; Chaetothyriales; Herpotrichiellaceae.